Messenger RNA from Ambispora gerdemannii, 3351 nucleotides. NCBI's taxonomy places the organism in Eukaryota, Fungi, Glomeromycota, Glomeromycetes, Archaeosporales, Ambisporaceae. The record is from the annotation of a GenBank genome assembly.
AUGAAAAACGUACUAUCAACCCAAUCACUAAAUGUAAACGACGCAAUAGAAUACUUGGAGCUUGUACGCACGGAGUUCAACGAAAAACCGCACAUAUACAUCGAAUUUCUGGACAUUAUGCGAGAGUUCAAAAGUGCUGCAAUCGGCACGGAAGAUGUCAUCGAGCGAGUCACUUUGCUGUUUGGUGACAGAGUUGACAUUAUUCUGGGAUUUAACACAUUUCUUCCGUCCGGAUUUGUGAUUGAAUACUUGCAUGGGGAAAACGGUAGAAACAUUAUUGUCAAGUCACCAAGUGGGCGCCGAGAUUUUAUGCUGCCAAUUUCUGAAAUUCCUACGACAAGUUUGGCGACUACGAGCAACUAUUUUGUCAUGCCCGCGCAAUUAACAACGACAUCUACAGAAAUUCGGCAUCUACCACCAGGAAAUUAUUAUGAAUCAACAUCGUCUCAAAACGCAUCGGAAUAUAUUUCUCGACAACGGCAACAAUAUAUUCCUAAUUCUAUUCCUGUUCCCAUGAAUCAACAUCAACAUAUUCCUGCUCCCAUAGAUAAUCAACAAUCGCAACAGCAUACUCCGACUUUUCAAUUGCAGCAAAAUCAAGUGGGAAGACGAAGUCAAGAACAAAUUUCUUUCAAUGAAGCGAUAGAGUACGUCAAUAAGAUUAAGACACGAUACGCAACAGAACCAGACAUAUACAAAGAAUUCUUGGGAGUGUUACAAGCGUACCAACAUGAGGAAAUCAGUAAUCUAGAAGUUGGCUCACGCAUUCAACGUAUCCUACAAAAAUCUCCCGAUCUGUUGAGUGAAUUCAUAGGUCAAUUUCUCCCUAGUUGUCCAGGUCCCACAAAUUUAACUGCUAAUGAGAAUAAAGCUAACAUGGAAACCAUCGCUUCGGGCUCUAUUAAUGUUUCUGUUUCUUCGGAGCCGUUGGUACAUGUAAUCUCAUCGGAUGCUCUUGCAGUCAAUGAAGUGUUAAAAGUCAGCAACAUUGCGACAGAUAUGAAUUUACCAUCGUCAUCAUCAAUAGUUAAUCUGCCUAAUAUUUACAAUGCAAAGAAACGGAGGAACGAGGAAGAUAAUGUUUCGACUGCAGAAAAGGCGAAGAAAAAGAAGAGCAAAAUUUCUCCCACUCUAAUAACAAAUCCGCCGAUCAUCGUUGCCAAUUCUGUGAUCACCAACGAAGAAUUUACUUUCUUCAAACGAGUAAAAGAAUUUUUAGGUCCAGCAUCACCGGGAUACCAAGAUUUCCUUAAAAUACUCGCUCUAUACUCGCGCCAAAUCUUAAAUGAACAACUUACUAUAGAUAGAAUGAAAAUUAUUUUUGGUGAUGACGGCGGCGAUGAAUUACUUGCUGACUUCAAAAAAAUGAUUCAAUAUAGCGAAAAACAGGAUCCGGAACCUAUUCACAAGUUUUCAGCUAAUGCUUCGCCUGUUGUGAUUUUAGAUCUGGACAAUUGUAAACCUUGUGGACCCAGUUACCGAAUGCUGCCGAAAGAAUAUGAUUUUCAAAAUAUGCUCAGCACGAAUAUGGAUGAAGUAGCACGCGAAGUAUUGAAUGAUAAAUGGGUGUCCUAUCCAAAGUGUGAAAGUGAAGAGCAACACAUAGCACAAAGGAGGAAUGUCUAUGCAGAAGCGAUGAAUCAAUGCGAAGAAGAAAGAUACGAAUUCGAUUUAUUCAUGGAAUCGCUUUCACUCACUAUCAAAACGCUUGAGCCGAUCAAAAGAAAAAUCAGCACGAUGACUCCACAAGAGAAGUUCAUGUUUAAACUUCAGCCCGGAUUAGGUGGCAAAUCUUUUGUUUAUCAACGGGUAAUUAAAAAAUUGUAUGAUGGCGAGCGUUGUAAUGAGGUGUUGGAUGCGUUGUAUCAGAAUCCUGCGAUGGCGGUGCCUGUUAUAUUAAGACGGUUGAAGCAGAAACAUGAAGAGUGGAGGAAAGCACAAAUAAAUUGGAACAAAAUUUGGCGCGAAAUCAACCACAAGAAUUAUUACAAAUCGCUCGACUUUCAAGGCAACACUUUCAAAUACGAAGACAAAAAGAAAACACUCAACACCAAAACUAUGUUGAACGAAAUCGAGCAGUUAUAUCAACAAUCGAAAAUCAAUGAUACAUUUCAAAAGUGCCAGUAUAAAUACACAUUUAAUGAUCCCGAAGUGUUACGUGAUGCCGUUACACUUUUGCGCAUUUAUUUAUAUGAAUCUGAAAGAUAUGAUGUGGGACAGUGUAAAGCUUACUGUGAUUUUGUUAAGUCAUUGAUUUCGAAUCUGUUUGGUCUUCCAUCAGAAUUUUUUGUUGGUCAUCGCGUUAGUAACGAAUAUUGGACAAGAAUAGGCGACGGUGCCUCAUUGCCGGAAAUCGAUAGUGAUAGGAUAUGGACGCAGAUUUCUGAUAGCUCGCGUGAUCAGAUGAUUUUGGCUGAUUCUAGAAUUGGUGAUCGACCAAAAUGCUUUUUUGGAAAUAACUAUUUUUAUUAUUUUAUGAGACUUUUUCAGGUUUUAUACAGUCGUUUGGAGACACUAAAGAAUCUACCACGACCGAUUCGAAAUGAUAUUCCAGAUCAUAUCCCACACGCUGUGAUAAUGGGUCUACGAAAAUGCGAUUCAAAAUUAAGUGAGAAUCCAUAUGAAGAAUUACUGGACCUCAUUAUAAAGUAUCUCAAAUCUUCGAAAGAAACGACAACCAUUCAAUUUGAAGAAUGUGUGUAUAGGAUAUUUCCGACGAAGGGAUAUGUUAUGUUUACUAUCAAAAAAUUACUUCAGAGUAUCGUUAAAGAGAUACAGAAUAUUGAGCAGUCUAAAAGCAGUAACGAAUUGUGGGCACUUUACAAAAAACAUAAAGACACUAAUAUUGAUAACGAUAACUAUGAUUUUGUUGGAAAAACUCGCUCAUUAUUAAAAUACCAGAUAUAUGCCAGAGAGAUAAUUGGCGAUAGUGAUCAUAUGUUUCGGAUUGAAUGUCAUAAAAAAGUGGUCUCAAUAGCGUUUUGUGGUUUUUCUUCAUUAAUACUCGAAGAGGAUUGGUCAAACUACCUUUAUAGUUAUGUAAGUGUAACCACAACAGAAGGUGUAGAUUUACGGAAUUUGAAAAUGCCGUUUCUAAGAAGAAACUUUCUAAAACUCGGAUACACUAAUGUCAAAAAACCCACCAAAUGGCAAAAGAAUAAUUUGGAACUAUCGAUUAGCCGAGAAUCAUCAAAGAUAAUUUUCAUCGAUGGUUCAGAGGACUGUUUUGUGUCCCCGAAUUUCGGAUACGAUGAAAAGACUGUGACAGCUGUCAAAUUUUCCCGAAAUAAGAGAACAGAUACUUGGCGUACAUGGUUGUCGGUGGUAAAUUCUAACAUUAUUGAUGGUUAA